Gambusia affinis (western mosquitofish) is the source of this 2571-nucleotide messenger RNA. RefSeq names its product neprilysin-like. Gene Ontology annotation, biological process: protein processing; amyloid-beta clearance. The transcript has 21 exons. NCBI's taxonomy places the organism in Eukaryota, Metazoa, Chordata, Actinopteri, Cyprinodontiformes, Poeciliidae. Gene Ontology annotation, cellular component: plasma membrane. Gene Ontology annotation, molecular function: metalloendopeptidase activity. The coding region runs from base 391 to 2556 and encodes 721 amino acids. The record is from RefSeq and is a predicted model, not a curated record.
UGUCACGGGCUUUAUGAAUAUGGGACCCCUCUUCCUCUCCGCCCGCGUGUGCGUGGAUCUCACACUUGAGCGGUUGCGCUGCGCCACGCUGCUGAUGGAUCAUUCUCCUUCAGCGAGCCUCUCUGGGUAGAUAGAUGCACGGUGCGGCUUUGGUACUUGUGGAAAGGGGAUCCGUGCGCGGGAGCGUGUUCGCGUCCGUCUGAAUAUGCACUUCUAGAACAAAGAGCUGAAGGUAGAAGGACGAGGAGAAGAAGAGGAAGAGGGAGGCGGGAACGGGCUCGCGUCUGCCUCAAAUCAAGGGUUUUAAGCAGAGGGCUCAUCAGUGGCAGACUGCUCAGCAUUUUUUGCGCUCCCUUUGAGGAUUUGAUGGAUAUCUGAUCAGUGGAUGUGAUGCCCAUAUAUAUUAUCGACCGAAAAUUUCCUGACAUAUCUGGUGAGUUGAUACAGCCGGCUGGUGAAAGAGGAGACCUGAGAAUGACAGAGACCAAUACUCCAAAAUCGGCAAAGAAGCCCCGUUGGACCUCUCUGGAAAUCGGCCUCAUUACUAUCGUCUCUCUGCUGUUCAUCAUCAUUGUUGCCCUCGUCAUCCUGUUUGCCACCCAGAAGACUGAUGAAAUCUGCACCACAGCUGACUGCACACAGUCAGCAUCUCGCCUCAUUGAGAACAUGGAUGCUACCGUGGAUCCUUGUGACAACUUCUACCAAUAUGCCUGUGGAGGAUGGCUGAAAAAGAACAUCAUCCCAGAGACCAGCUCCAGAUACAGCACGUUUGACAUAUUACGGGACGACUUGGAGGUCAUCCUCAAAGGUGUCCUUGAAAAGACGGUGGAGAGGGAGGCUGCUGCUCUCACCAAGGCAAAGACCCUUUACAAGUCCUGCACAAAUGAGAGCUUAAUAGAGCUGAGAGGAGGAUCUCCUUUGCUCGACAUGCUGCCAGACAUCUUUGAGUGGCCCAUGGCUGUGGACAACUGGGAGGAUAAUUAUGGGAAAACCUGGAGGUUAGAGGAUGUCAUUGCCAGGUUAAAUUGGAAAUAUGGAACUCAACUUCUGGUCAACUUUUUCGUUGGCACCGAUGACAGAGACUCCACUUCCUACAUCAUUCAUUUUGACCAGCAAACAACCCUUGGCCUCUUGUCCAGAGAUUACUAUGUCUGCGAGGGUCCCUAUGCAGAGGCAUGUCGAGCUUACGAGCAGUUCAUGUUUGACCUGGCUAAGCUGAUUCGCUCUGACCGGGGACUGGAAAUCAACGAAACCCACAUAAGAGAAGAGGUGACACGAAUUGUGGAUUUGGAGAGGGACAUCGCCAAUGCCACUGACACGCCGGAAGAUCGGAACAACCCAGUGUUGCUUUACAACAAGAUGGAGCUUGGGGAGCUGAACAGAAACUUCACUCUUGAAAUUGACUCUCAGAUAUUCAACUGGAGUUACUUCACAGCUAAGAUAAUGGACACCGUGAACAUCAGCAUUCCUGAAUCAGAGAAAAUCAUCAACUACUCCCCCAACUAUUACAGAAGACUCAACUUUGUAUUAGCCAAAUACACCAAGAGAGACCUGCAAAACUACAUGGUUUGGCGGUUUGCUAUGACCAUGGUAGUAGGGCUGAGCCGAGCUUACAGAGACACCAGGAAAGCUUUCCGCAAGGCUCUGUCUGGUACGACGUCAGAGGUGGCCGUUUGGCGACAGUGUGCACUGUAUGUCAACAACAACCUGGACAAAGCUGUGGGACGGCUCUAUGUGCAGGAGGCUUUCUCUGAGAAGAGCAAAGAGCUGAUGGAGGAGAUGAUUAAAGAUAUUCGGGAAGUUUUCAUUAGUAACCUUGAUGACCUCUCCUGGAUGGAUGAAGAGACCAAAAAAGCAGCUGAGGAGAAGGCCCGAGCUAUCCGUGAACGCAUUGGUUAUUCUGAAGACAUCAUGAAUGACAAAUAUCUAAACAAUGAGUACAAAGAUUUGAGCUACAGUGGAGAGGAGUACUUUGAAAACAUCCUGCAGAACCUGGAGUAUGUGCAGAAGAAACGCCUGCGGAGACUUCGAGUCAAAGUCAACAAGGAUGAGUGGGUAACUGGAGCUGCUGUUGUCAACGCCUUCUACUCAGCCAGCAAAAACCAAAUAGUGUUUCCUGCUGGUAUACUUCAACCCCCUUUCUUUAACAAAGGCCAGCCUAAAUCUCUCAACUACGGUGGAAUUGGCAUGGUAAUCGGUCAUGAGAUUACACAUGGCUUUGAUGACAAUGGUCGCAACUAUGACAAGGACGGUGAUCUGAAGGAAUGGUGGACUCCUGAAUCUAUUCACAGAUUCCUGGAACUCUCAAAGUGCAUCGUUGACCAGUACAGCAAUUUUUCUUGGGACCUCGCUAAUGGUCUACAUUUGAAUGGCAACAACACCCUCGGCGAGAACAUAGCUGACAAUGGAGGGAUCCGACAGGCAUACCAGGCAUACAAGAACUUUGUUAAGCAGCACGGAGAGGAGCCCCCACUGCCUGGGAUUGACCUUUCACAUGAUCAACUCUUCUUUCUUAACUUUGCUCAGGUAAUCACUCAAACAAAACAGGAAAAAUAGGAAUUAAGGUGUAAU